Molecule: messenger RNA, 1040 nt
Organism: Populus nigra (black poplar)
Lineage: Eukaryota; Viridiplantae; Streptophyta; Magnoliopsida; Malpighiales; Salicaceae
Exons: 5
Coding region: 77-853 (258 amino acids)
Source: RefSeq, a predicted model, not a curated record
GGACCUUAUUUUACAGGCAUCCAACCCCUGCUCCCCACUCUGCCUCCAAAGCAUUUUUGCAUGUGAGAGAAACACAAUGGGAAGGAAACCUAAAUAUCUUCUGAAGCUCAUAGAAAGGGCUAAUGUGGAUGAAAGUACAGUUCCUUCUGUUCCGGGCAUGCAAUUGGAGCCCAAUAAUAGUAAUCCCUCCUUGCAGCCUGAAAGCUCAAACCAGCCUGCAAAUGCUACCUUGGAGGGGGUGGAACCAAACCUCCAAAUGCAAUCACACUUCGCUAAAUCAUAUUCAAGAAAGACAGCGAGGCAAACCUGUGCUAAGGUUAGGAGAUCCGAGCGUCUUAAAAAUUCAGUUGUGUUCACUCACAACCAAGAUCUUGAGCAUGUCAUUGAAGAGAUAACUCUUAUUGGAGGCGAGGAAGGGGAUGGCCAUGCGGACGCAAAAAUGUCAGAGCAUACUUCAAUGGGCAAAAACUUGGAAGAAAAAGUAGACUAUAUUCUGGAAAUGUUAGAGGCACAAGGGAAGACCGCAGAUGUGAAAUAUAAGGCAACCAAGAACUCCUUUAGUGGGAGCUGUAGUGGUGGGGAUGAUAUUACAUAUAAAAGUUUGUAUAUUGACUCCCAAAAGAAGGUUGAAGCCUUAAUGGAAGAAAAUUAUCAGCUUAAUUUGAAGUUUCAAAAUGCUCUUGGCAAAAUAGAAGCAUAUGAGAAGGGGAAUCCUAUGGCUUGUGAUGUGCUGGAGAAGUUCAAUGAGAUAUUGCUCUCAAGCCUUUCGAAAAUCUCUGCACGGGAAGCCGGUCUUGAGCAUAGGACUCCUGCUAAGAGAAAGACACUUGACAAGCAAACAAGAAAGAACUGAUCUUCUGAAAGUCAGUUUUGCUUUGAUGGAACUAGUCAGUUUUGUAUCUAUGCUCACUUUUGACGUGUCUUUUGUAUCCCUAAACUUUUGAGCGACACUCUUACUGUGCGCAACUUUAGACCAACAUGGUCUUGCUGAUGAACUGAAUUGAUGCCUAAGGAAUGGUUAAACCGGGCAUUCAAAGAAA